AAGACUGAACACUUCACCUUUCCAGUCGAGAUUCCCAGCUGUAGCCUCCCAAGCGAAUGAUAUUGAUACCGACUGCUGAGCUCGCUCGAAACUCACCCAAUCGCCAUGAAACUCAUCCCACGCAAUUCACUUAUUUCGAUUCUGAGAACAUCUCUUUCCUCCUUGUCUCUCCGCCCCAUCUCCAACACCGCCUCAGAUUACCCCUCCGAAACCCUAACCCCAUCGCCACCAAUUUCCCAAAACCCAUAUGCAAAACCCAACCCCCACCCCAGGACCCGGACCCCAUCCGAGAAACAAUUCGAGAAAUGGAUCCAAAAUCUCAAACCCGGGUUUACUCCCUCCGACGUGGACGAAGCCCUCAAUGCCCAAACCGACCCUGACCUCGCCCUCGACAUUUUCCGGUGGACCGCCCAACAGCGAGGCUAUAAGCACGACCAGGUCACCUAUCUCACCAUGAUUGAAAUCGCCGCCACCGGAAAACGGUACCGCGUUGCCGAGACCCUCAUCGAGGAAGUCGUUGCCGGAGCCUGCCCGCCAAGCCUCCCUCUUUACAACUCCAUGAUCAAAUUCUGCUGUGGCCGUAAGUUUUUAUUCAACCGAGCGUUUGAUAUUUAUAAGAAAAUGCUGAAGUGCGAUGGUCCGACGGUCAAACCCUCUUUGGAAACUUAUAAAUUGUUAUUGAAUUCGCUGCUUCGGAAGUUUAAUAGGUUGAAUGUGUGUUAUGUUUAUCUACACGCUGUUAGAUCGUUGACGAAGCAAAUGAAGGCAUCUGGGGUGAUACCGGAUACUUUUGCGUUGAAUAUGAUUAUAAAAGCUUAUUCCAAGUGUCUUGAAGUGGAUGAGGCCAUUCGGAUUUUUCGGGAGAUGGGGUUGUAUGGUUGCGAGCCGAAUGCUUAUACUUACAGUUAUAUCGCAAAGGGGUUGUGUGAGAAGGGGAGGGUAGCUCAGGGGUUGAACUUCUUUAAGGAGAUGAGGGAAAAAGGUUUUGUACCAAAAGGGAGUACAUAUGUGAUAUUGAUUUGCAGUCUUGCUUUGGAACGGAGGUUUGAGGAUGCCAUUGAGAUUGUGUUUGAUAUGUUGGAUAAUUCUAUGUCACCUGAUUUUCUUACUUACAAGACUCUUCUGGAGGAGUUGUGCAGGGACGGAAGGGGAAACGAUGCUUUUGACCUUCUCCAAGAGAUGAGGAAGAAGGAUACUUCUAUGAACGAGAAAACUUACAGUGCUCUGACGAAUGUAUUGCAUUUUCUGAACCGGGAGUAGGCCAUUGUUUCCCUUUUUGGUGCAUUGGAGGGCUCAAAGCCCAUUAGAUAUGUAAAGAGCCUUGGGGUUGCGACCCCAGUUACAUCUGCAUAUAACCAUUCUCUAAUCUGCACUGGGGGCUGUUAUUGCACUGAUCUUCAAUCAUGAUAUACUUGUUAGUGAAUCCGUCUCCAGUACCACUUUCCUGUGGCCUUUCUUCCAUGCUAGCUUCAGGCCAUGAAUUAUACCCCACAAUUCCGCCACAAUGUUACUAGAUCAUUGUUUUCCAUGAGAAAAAUUAGAGAACCAAGUUCGUUCUUUGGCUCUGUUGAGUCUGAGAGGUUGUUUUGUUUGCUUAGGCCCCCAUUUCUAAUUACCGGAAAUCAUCCAAUGGAAGUUAAAAUGAAUUGAUAUGCAUGUGCAUGCGGGAUCAUAAUAUCACUAUAUCAGACUAGUUCUUCGUUCAAGUCAGCAAUUGUUGCGAGGAGAGUGGGAAAUGAUGGCCCUGUUCCCAAAUGAGGUUAGGGGUGCUAUCUUUCUUGAUUAGUUGGGUAAUGCAAUUUAUUGAAACGCUAUGCUUUAGGCAAAUUGGUGGGUUUCUGUCAUUUGAGUUCGUUCUUCUAUCUUUUGAAGGAACAGGGGUGGGAAGACAUUUGUUAUCAAUGUAGCCAGAGAGAGAUAGAUAUGAUUUUGCUGCUUCUCUGAAACUGCUUAGUCCAAUUGUGAUUGCUCGAAUAAAGAAGCUAGUAAAUUCAUCAA
This is a messenger RNA of Coffea eugenioides, 1998 nucleotides long. RefSeq names its product pentatricopeptide repeat-containing protein At3g25210, mitochondrial. The record is from RefSeq and is a predicted model, not a curated record. Bases 106 to 1260 code for a protein of 384 amino acids. NCBI's taxonomy places the organism in Eukaryota, Viridiplantae, Streptophyta, Magnoliopsida, Gentianales, Rubiaceae. The transcript has a single exon. Gene Ontology annotation, molecular function: protein binding.